AUGACCAAAUUUGCCCGUCUGGGGUUAGAUCGUAAGUUAUUGCUUUAUACACCGGUGAAAGGGCUAUGGGUGAAGGCCGUGACAAGGGAUAUUCUUCUUCUUCUUCUUCUUCUUCCUCUUCUUCUUCCUUCUGCUCGGAGGAUUUGGGAAGGGAGGGGGUGGAGGGGGGGGGGUCUGACACCGCCUUGCUGGACUGAGGUGGGUAGUUGUGAGUUAGGCCAGAUAGUGGAAGUUUUUCUUUUUCAGUGAUUUUCUCUCCCUUUCUUUCCCCUUCUAGCGGGAAUCGAAGGUACGGGAGGGUUCCGGUGUCAUGCCGUUCGUUCAGUCCCUUCCAUACACAUUCUCGGUACCUUUACCUUAGCUUUUUACGGUGCCGUAGAGUUGUACGGGUUGCGAAAUAAGGUGGGUUUAGCUUGACACAAAAAAUAAUACCAAAGUGACACGGGUACAAAGUAAUAUCACAAAAAGACCGUGGACUACCUACCCUAUAGCGCCUGGCAAUAUAUAUGUGCAACAGCGGCGUACUUAUCAUCAUUCUGAUACUUCUGAGAACAAAUGAUGAUCCUGUGAGUUCGUCUGUCGGUGUGAGACAUGCAGAUUUUCCCAUAACACUUCUCUCCUCUGGUGGCCAGCUUUGUGUGACUGCAGCUCGGCUUUCAGAGCUUUUUACGCCCCGCACCUCGUCGGCACCACAACAUACCAAAUGGCGGAGAGAAAGAAAGCAGCUAAUGCCUUUGACGAGCUCGCAACUUUUAUCGGUAGCGGCGUCACGUCUACGGAUAUCCAGGUGAGUUGAGCUCUGAGAAUAGAGCCUUUCCCCCCCCCCACCCUCUUCCACCUCUUCUCCCUCCUUUUCCACUUGCUGAGAGAAGCGUCCUUUCUUUCCCUUUUUCCCUUUCGCAGGCCGUGUACCGAGACUAUUGGGAGGUUCCUGGGAAACGUUGGAUAAACGUGGACCAAGGCACCAGGAACGAGAUUUCGGAUAAAUUCUACGCAAUGAUUAGACGAGGGAAACAUUUAGACCCCGAUCAGUUGGACCGUUUGAUACGAGACGCCGGGCAGCAGAGCUGGAGGAACAGGGACAAGGGGAUCCGGAGGAGGGCUCAGAAGCAAAAGGCCGGAGGUGAUGGACCAUCGUCGUCGAAGGGUAAGGUGUUCGUCGCUGGCGCUUGGGAAUGAGAAAUUGACUUGACAUCAGCUCCUGGAGACCCGGAAUCCGACGGGGAGGGCGAGCAAUACCCGAAGGAGACGCCGGAGCCUGUGCCCAAAAACGAGCAGCAGAGUCCCACGGGCAGCAGUCAAGACCGACUACUGGGUCAGGAAACGAAGGAGGAGAGGCCUAGGAGGGUUUGGGAGUUAUAGAUUUCUUACGGGAAGAUUUGGAAUGAAUGAAAGAAUGGAAGGGUUGGAGUCUUGGGAUUCAAAGAGCGGUUGAUAUAUC
Molecule: messenger RNA, 1441 nt
Organism: Tuber melanosporum (Perigord truffle)
Lineage: Eukaryota; Fungi; Ascomycota; Pezizomycetes; Pezizales; Tuberaceae
Exons: 1
Coding region: 1-249 (82 amino acids)
Source: RefSeq, a predicted model, not a curated record